Molecule: messenger RNA, 2066 nt
Organism: Cuscuta epithymum
Lineage: Eukaryota; Viridiplantae; Streptophyta; Magnoliopsida; Solanales; Convolvulaceae
Source: the annotation of a GenBank genome assembly
GGCAUAUUUAUAUAUAUAUUAGUGUAAUGUCAGAAAAGUAAGAGGUGUAAAACCAAAAAGAAUGCCAAAUGUACAAGCCUAAUUGGCUUGCACUUGUCAUCAACCUUGUCAUACCACAUACUCGUAGCUUAUUAAUUAUUAGAUGACAACCGUUGCUAACUUUCAUCUGAUUGGAACAAAAGUUCCAUGGCUAUAAAAACAGGCCAAAGCAGAAAACUUUGACAUCCCAUAGGCCACUUGUUAUCAACUCUGCAGGGGAAAGGAAAGAAAGAAGUCAAGAACAUGGAAGAUCAACAUGGAAAGCCAUCCUCCAUCAGUGAACCACUUAUUGACAAAAGUGGCUAUUCAAAGCAGCAGGGAAGUUUGAAUAGGAAAGAGAUUGCUGAUGAAGUGAAGAAGCAAGCAUGGCUAGCUGGGCCACUUAUCUGUGUAAGCUUAUUGCAGUAUUGCCUGCAGCUGAUAUCUGUGAUGUUUGUUGGGCAUCUUGGAGAACUGGCUCUUUCUGGUGCUUCCAUGGCCACUUCCUUUGCUACUGUUACUGGCUUCAGCUUACUGAUGGGGAUGUCUAGUGCACUGGACACCUUGUGUGGUCAGUCCUAUGGAGCAAAGCAGUACCAUAUGAUGGGCAUACAAAUGCAAAGAGCAAUGCUUGUUCUUGAACUGGUAUGCAUUCCUCUGUCAAUGAUCUGGCUAAGCACAGGCCCGAUCUUGAAAGCAUUCGGGCAGGAGGCCGCGAUUGCAGAUGCAGCUGGUCGCUAUGCUCAGUUCAUGACUCCGAGCCUUUUUGCAUAUGGCCUUCUCCAGUGUCUGGUCAGAUUCUUGCAGACCCAAAACAUUGUGUUCCCUAUGGUGCUCACCUCUGGGAUAGUCACUGUGCUUCACACUCUGACUUGCUGGGUUCUUGUUUUCAAGUCUGGCCUCGGAUUCCGAGGGGCUGCUCUUGCCAACGCUAUCUCCAAUUGGCUAAACGUGUUGUUGUUAGCUCUUUAUGUCAUGUUUUCCUCUUCUUGUUCCAAGACUUGGACUGGGUUUUCUAAGGAGGCGCUUAAUAAAGACAUAUUGGUCUUUCUUAAGCUUGCAGUUCCUUCUGCUAUCAUGGUCUGCCUGGAGAUGUGGUCGUUUGAAUUGUUGGUGCUGCUCUCUGGCUUUCUCCCAAAUCCAGAAUUGCAGACUUCAGUUCUCUCAAUCUGCCUCAACACGGCUGCAACAGUAUGGACAAUCUCCUUUGGGCUUGGAGCAGCGACAAGCACGCGGGUGUCAAAUGAGCUGGGAGCAGGACAUCCCCGGACAGCGCAGGUAGCUAUCGGUGUUAGCGUUGCAACGGCAGCUUCACAGGCCAUUCUGAUAGGAUCAGUUCUGCUACUGACACGCAAAGUCUUGGGAUACGCUUACAGCAACAGCAUCCCAGUUGUUGAGUAUGUGUCUUCAAUGAUGCCUAUUGUCGCCCUCUCCAAUUUCUUUGAUGGCCUUCAGGCUGUUCUUUCAGGGGCUGUAAGGGGGUCUGGGUUGCAAAAGGUUGGAGCAUUCAUCAAUCUUGGAUCAUAUUAUAUUGUGGGCAUUCCUUCGGCUCUUUUGAUGGCUUUUGUUUUUCACAUUCAAGGAAGGGGCCUGUGGUUAGGGAUUAUAUGUGCAUUGCUAGUGCAAGUGACUUCUCUUUUUAUUAUCAUUGUCCGUACAGAUUGGGAACAACAAGCGAAAAAAGCUAGAGAAAGAGUCCUAUUCUGCUAUCCCAAUUGAGGCAGUUUCAUGAAGGAGCUAUCAAGAUGUUAUGUAUUGUAGAGUACUAAAUUAAGUGAUGAAUAUUUUUUGAAACAUUGUAAUUUUUGACUUUGUGCUAAAUAAAAAAUUUGAGAUGAAAUUAGCUGGUAAAUGCGAAUGCGAUUGUCACAUAAGAGUGGACACAUUUGUCCACAAACCAACCAAGAAAAACGUUUCAACCAAUAAUAGCAGUUUGACCUUUAUUAUUUCAAUUAGUGAAAACGUUGAUCUAUGUUGUUUGCUAAAUAGUUGUUCGACCCUAGUGUUUGUGGACAGAAUUGUUGAAAUACAAACACUACAAAUAGCAG